Molecule: messenger RNA, 886 nt
Organism: Emiliania huxleyi CCMP1516
Lineage: Eukaryota; Haptophyta; Isochrysidales; Noelaerhabdaceae
Source: the annotation of a RefSeq genome assembly
AUGACGGUCACUUUGACGUGUCACGAGUUCGCGCGUCCCGAGGACCCGAGCGCGCUGCCGUGGAACACAGAUCCGCAUCAUGAGGGCGGAGGCUCCUAUGCACAAGACCUUUGGGCUCGACUACAUCUUCGAGCCGCUCACCGCGAGUCUGCUGCGAGCGUACUGGGUGGAGCGGUACGAGCGCGAGGCGGGCAAGAACUGGGAGCUCUUCUACCGGCGCAACCGCGAUCGCUUCUUCAAGGACCGGCACUACCUGCAGGCCGAGUGGGCGGACGAGCUCGCGCCGGACGGCGGCGGCGUGCGCGUCCUCCUGGAGGCGGGCUGCGGCGUCGGCAACACGCUCUUCCCGCUGCUCCGCGCGAUGCCGGCGCUUCUGGCCGCGCUGGCCGCACUCGCCUCAAAGGCCGGUCGGGUCGUCGCUGCGGUCGGAGACCUGACCGAGGGCAGCUUGCCGCCCGAGCUGUCUGGCUGCGCUGCGGAUGUGGCGACGCUCAUGUUUGUGCUCUCCGCCAUCGCGCCCUCAAAGUUCGGUGCGGCCCUGCGCGCGGUGCGGUCUGGGCUGCGGCCGGGAGGGGCCGUGCUCCUGCGGGACUACGGGGCUGGCGACGGCGCGUGCGCGCGGAUGGAGGCGGGCCGCGAGGCCAAGCGGCUCGACGCCUCAGCGCCGUGGCUGGUGCGGCAGGACGGCACCCGCGCGUACUUCUUCUCGGUGGAAGCGCUGCGUGAGCUGUUUGAGCGAGAAGGCUUUGAGACGCUAGAGUGCGCCUACGCGCACCGGACCACGGCCAACCGCGCCACCGGCGCGACUCUCUCGCGCACCUUUGUGACGGCGAGGUUUCGGCGGCCCGCCAGCGACGCAUUGGACGCGGAAUUCAGCGCGCCGUGA